This is a messenger RNA of Phytomonas sp. EM1, 1998 nucleotides long. NCBI's taxonomy places the organism in Eukaryota, Euglenozoa, Kinetoplastea, Trypanosomatida, Trypanosomatidae. The record is from the annotation of a GenBank genome assembly.
AGGGAAACACACAGAAGCUUUCUCUGCGUAUCCGUAUCUUUACCCUGAUUAAACUUCUGUGGCCCUUACCCUUACAGCGUAAGGUCAUCCAAUCGUCAUAGGAAAAAGAGGAAACUAAGGAGGUUUAAGUAAGCCCCUGCAAAUAUUAAUCAUAAUAAAUUCUAACGAGGCUUCAUAGAUAUACGUAUAUAGGAUUACCUUAAUUGUCUUUGGACCCUGCGAAUAUUGUUUUCACAUAUAAUCAUAAUAAUAAACCAAUUGUGCACACACGUGUCGAUUAAACACGUAUCAAAUACCUAUACUCACCGCUUUACUGUUUAAAUUUCGUGUUCGUCUCCUGCAGCCCAUAACGCCUAGUUUAGCAUAAAAUCGGUUAGUGGCGUGGGAAGACGGUGGUGUCUGGGUUAGGUGCGGUCAAAAGUAAUGACUUUCCCAUUGAUGUCUGAGUCAGCUGACAGCGCCCAUCGUGGAGGCAGCGACGGCGUUGGCAGUGUGUUCCCGCCAUUGGAGACGCUGAGCACUAACGCAGUUAACCGAGGCCUGUCCGAUCUUCACUUGCCCACUUGGCUGGGGCUGCUGGCCGCUAACAUUACCGCCCGCACUAUUAUUUUUCACCCCCUGCAGCUCUCUGUAGUACGCAAACGUGUGACGCGGGCUGAAAAACCACCGAGCGUGUUCGCGCAAAUAAGGGCGGCGUAUAAGGGCGGCGUGGUAACGUUUUCGUCACAGGAAUGCAGAAGUGGCUCUGCCGGUGCGCGGUCACUUGUAAAGGCUACUGUGCCGUGUGAUUUAGGUAGAGGAGGUGUUCGUGGGUGCUAUCGCGGUCUCGGGGCAGCUCUCGUGGCGAAUUUAAUUGGAGAAGUUAGCUACCUACUCACAUUGGAGUCUUUCAUGGAGAAUAUGGCACGAUCUUCCACCUCUUUUUAUCCAAACACAUUGAUUCUUGACCAUGGAAUUGAUGAUACACAACAGUACACCACUAAGUUUAAGUAUGGGACUCAGGAAAAGGAGGGCUUUUGCACCCCAAGCAUCUCUGCCGCCUUGGGUGCAAUGUUGGGCGACCUCGUUUCGCUUAUUAUCAUCGCCCCUGUUGUCAUAAUUUGUAAUAGGCAGAUGACAGCGGGAUACGGCAUGACCGCGGGUAACCGUUACCAGAGUAUAUUUGGCACAUUCAGCGAAGUAUGGAACUUACACCAGGUUAACCCCAAGUCAGUUGCAAUGGGCACUAGGAAUUCAUUCUGCUCGGGCGCGACAUGCACUUUACAGUGGCUGUGGUUCAGGAACGGUUUUAAGGGCAUUUACCAAGGCUUCAAUGCAGGUCUUCUGCGUAUUCCAUCUAGCGGCUGCUGGUGGGCAGUGUACACUAAGACAAAGGAAGCAAUGUACACGCUUGCCACACCAACCCUUAAUCAAUGGAAAGAAGAACGCGCAAGCGAAGAAAUUCGAAGCGGUCGAACUUUGAGCGGCGACACUGCAGGUACUACGAAGUCAAUCUGGCAGUAUAACUGGUUUCUUUCUCCAACAGACAACCCUCUGUUGAACGCUACAGCUAGUACUGUGGCUAGUGUGAUCACGACAGUUUUGUUUAACCCGAUUGCAGUUAUACAAACUCGCCUUCAAGUGCUCCCUGACAAUUACUGGAAUGAAAAAUUAGCCGCUAGAAGCGGUAAAAGCACUAUUCAAGGGGAGAUUGUAGGUGUCCCUGAUUCCAAGUUAUGCGUCGAAAGUAUGAAAAGCCGCUCCACUAUUCAUCCAUUCAAGCGAAUUCAUAUAAUAGCAACUGAUCUUGUGCAGAAAGAGGGGCUUCGAGCCUUCUUUAAAGGCGCCUCUGUGAAUGUUGCCGUAGCGGUGUUGGAUGGUCUUGUGUUUUCCUUAAUCUUCGAGUUCACAAAGCUUGGCAGUGAUAAACAGUUUAUUACGAACAACCUGCUGGAUCAAAAUACCUUGGAAAAAGGAAGUAUGAAAGAGGAAGGAAAGGGACAUGGCCUAUGGGAGUAA